Molecule: messenger RNA, 9841 nt
Organism: Rattus norvegicus (Norway rat)
Lineage: Eukaryota; Metazoa; Chordata; Mammalia; Rodentia; Muridae
Source: RefSeq, a predicted model, not a curated record
GUUUCAGCAUUUUUAUUUUCACUUUCUUGGUAGGCAUUCUAAAAAAUAAUGUCAACUUUACUUUCUAUGACUAGAAUGAGAGUUAAGACGCCUCUAAAGCCAAACCUUCGUCCUGUAGCUGCAGUGUGAGGGUGGGACAGAGGAUGAGACAAGGCUGUGUUUCACUUCAGUUCCUCAGAGGAGCAAGAAAACCACAAAGAGACUGAAUGCAUCAGUUUUAUUGUAAAAAACAGCAACAAUGAUAAAGGAUUGAAGAAGAGACAUCCACAAUCCUCUCACUUCCCAGUAGACAUGCCGUACUGCAGGGCUUAUAUUUUAUUCCCACAUUAGCCUGGCUUAGGUAGAUGAAGCUGAAUGUUCAUAAAGACAGAGGCUAAGACAGCAGGUGGUGGCACAUACCUUUAAUCUCAGCACUAGGAUGCAGAGACAUGGAUCUCUAUGAAUUUGAGGCCAGCCUGGUCUACAGAGUGAGUUCCAGAACAGCCAGGACUACACAAAACCACCCCCCCCAAAAAAAUCAGUUAUAGGCAAGGGCUGCCCCCCUGUAGCCAGCACUGUUUCUAAAGAUUUGCGUUUCUUUGUGCAUUAAGUUGUGUCACUCAAGACAAAGAGUUCACUUAGAUAUUGCCAUAUUUCUAACAAAGCUGAGAUGUUGUAACUCGUGAAUUGUACUACAAUAAGUGAAUUCUAUGGAAUUAUUAUUCAUCAGUUCAGUUUGUUUUUCUAAGAUUACUUUAAAAAAAAAAACCGCUGAAGACUGAACCUAAGGAGUUAUUCUCCACCAUGCGCUAUAGACACCAUGGUCUUAUAGACAGAUUGUUUCUGAGUAAUAAAGAACAAGCAGGAGAGAAGUCCCUCCUUAGUUAAGUUACUGUUGGGAUCUAAAGAAUAGAGUUGCAUUUAGUAGGGUCAGGUGGGCCUGCCAAUCUUGGGACAACCAGGCAGGAUACAGGUUGUGGGGGAUAUCUGGACUGUUUUUCUUAUCUUCUUACAUUUUUUUGUCACAUCCUAGGCAAGCCAAGCCGGGUCCCUUACUGGGUCUUCCUGGUAUUAAAGAGAAUGAGUUCUCAGGCCUGGAGACCUAAUAUUCUAGCUGGUCAGGCCCUUCACUUGGCCAAAGGGCUACCCGUAGAAGGGUAGACUCACCUUAAGUUAGAGAGAUAGGUGGGGUAAACUAGGAAUCCGUGAGAUCUUGCCCUCUUUCCUACCUAGAAUCCCAAUGCCCUGUGCAGGCUGCAGCUGUGUAGUUAGAUAAGCCAGCCUACUUUUAGAAUCUUUUCUCUCUUCCUAAUCUUGCUUUCCUUAACACUCUGGGCUUUCUUUGUUUUUGUAAAGUCUCCUUCCCUAUGCAGCUGCUAGCUGGACAUGCAUAUCUACCCUCUGUGCCAGCUUCAAUGGUGUCUUAACUACUGUUCUAUUGCUGGAGGAAACACCAUGACCAGGUCAGAAAAUAUUAAUUGGCAGCCUGCUUACAGUGCCGACAUGGCAUGAGGUUGUACAGGUAGACAUGGUGCUGGAGAAGUAGUUGAAAACUAUAUCCUGAUCUGCAGGCUGAGACAGAGACAGAGACUGGGCCUAGCAUGAGCUUUUGAAACCUCAAAAACCAACUUCCUUCAACAAGGCCACACCAUCUAAUUCUUCUGUUAUUCUACUCUCUGGUGACUAAACAUUCCAGUGCAUGGAGCCUAAGGGGGUCAUUUUUAUUUAACUACCACCAAUGGCAUGGCUGCUUCUCCCUCUUGGAAGCAGCUGAGGUUUACAUUCUUCAGAGUUGUUCUUUUAAUCUCUAAUAAUUUUUUUUUUUUUUUAUGAAACUAAGCAUCCCAAGAGGGGGAUACGGAUUUCUCCUGUCAUUUGGUGAGCACACAGAAGGACCUCUACCAUCCUAGCAACACCAGCAUAUGGAAGAACCUCGGUACUUCAGGAAGGAGAUGAGGCUCUGGGGUGAGAGCUUUGGUGCUGGAGAGGAAAGUCCCUUAUACAUUGUAGGAUACCAGUCAGAUGGCGGACUGUUGUAUUGCUAGCUGGGAGAAGAUCAAUAUCCAAACACAGCUUCUGCUCUGUUUCUUUGUAUGAUGUAUCCUCCUGUUUCUUAGGAUUCUGUUGUUAGUCCUCGUUCUCUACCCUCUCAGAAUUCAUGAGAAUAAUGUAACCGUGGAUUUAGCCAGAACUUUCAAUGAGUUUUUUUUUUAAAACAUUUUAUUAGCACUGAUUAAAUCUAGCAUGAAGCACUCAACCUGUUCCAUUUCUUUCUUUCUUUUUUUUUUUUUUUCUUUUUUUUUCGGAGCUGGGGACCGAACCCAGGGCCUUGCACUUGAUAGGCAAGCACUCUACCACUGAGCUAAAUCCCCAACCCAACCUGUUCCAUUUCUGCUACAGCGAGAAGGGAAUUUAAAAAAGGGAAUCACUGUGUGAAGUGUGGUAUGCCUUCCUUGGAAGCUAGCUAACUUUCUGACCUUUCUCUCAUUGGGUUCCAUACUCUGAACAUAAUGACCAUUUCCUUUUGAGCUAUUUGUUAAGAUAGAUUAAUGAAAGAGGUACACCUCUCUUUCUCUUUUUCAACUCAAAUGAGGUUUUUACCACAGUAACUAGCGUUAUCACUCAAAAGUUUUCCUACUGGAGAAGAAAAUGCCAGUAUCCCAGUGCUGGAGGUUAAAGGUAAUCUUAAAUCAUGAUUAAACAGGGGCAGAGAGAGGUAAAACCAGGGUCUAGUCAUUUGCCAAAAUCGUCAGUCAUUAGAUGGUUAGGGAGACUAGAGUCAAGAUGAAACCUAUGUGGUUUUACAGGUGUGGGGUUGCUAGAAAAGAACACCUCUUUCUGAAUUCAUACAGAGAAAGUCUUCACAAACAGCUAAUGAGUCCCUCCAAAGAGUUGGGUGACAUGAGCUGUCAUCAGUCUGUACAGCUGUAGACCAACAGUGAAAGGAAGGCCAUUUACAGGUGACAAGGAAAUUGUCCGAUCCUAGGCAGAGUGCCAGAUUAGGACGUUCCCAGGGGUGACUUUUCUCCUUGCAGCCAGUUCCACCCUGAGAAGCUGGUGCAAGUGGGGACCUGGGGUUGCAGCACAGGGCCCGCUCUUACAAUCUAGUCUAGCACUGUGUGGAGCCCCCGCGCGCAUGCGCACUAGUAUGGCCCAGGCAGAGCCUUAGCUCUCGGGCGUCCCCUCUUACCUCCUCACCCCGACCUACCCCAGACACCAGGCUCCCAGCGCGCCGGUCACCCGCGGGUCACCCGCCGGCUCGUCCCAGCCCGGCCGCGCGCCUGCGCUGGGGUCCUCGGGCGCGCGGGGUUACUAGAGGUGGAGCGCUGGGAGGGCGCGCGGCAGGAGGCGGACGCCGUUACGGCGGGAGCGUGGUCACGUGGGCGCUGGUCACCGCCGCCACCUCCCGCCCCAUUCUCUUGCUGGUCGGGCCAGGCCCGGCGUGUUCCACGAGAGCCCGGCAGACUGACGGGGAGAGAGAGAGCGAGCGAAAGAGAGAGAGAGAGAGAAAGAGAGAGAGAGAAAGGAGAGACAGAAAGAGAGAGAGAAAGGAGGGGAGGAGGAUGAUUCAGGGAGUAGGAGCUGGGGAGCCCUGCUGCGCUACAGAAAACUUCUGAUGGCUUGGUGAAGAGAAGAAAAACGUCAGAUAGGCCAAGUACUGUCAUACUGCAAUUACUUUUGGUGACUGUCUCUACCCUGUGCAAUGUAUAAGUCUGUGUCUGAAACUAGACAUCCUCUGCAGUCAGAAGAACAAGAAGUAGGCAUUGACCCCUUGUUCAGUUAUUCAAACAAGCCAAGAGGAGAUUCCUGUCAAAAUGGAAGAGGAGCAAAUUCCAACUUAGACUGCGACGGGACUUUCAGUUCAUAUAUGAGAGAGUGGGACGACCUCUUUGUAAAUAACAACUACUUGGCAGCAGUGAGGCAGAAGGGGAUUAAUGGGCAGCUGAGAAGCAGCAGGUUCCGCAGCAUUUGUUGGAAGCUCUUUCUUUGUGUUCUUCCUCAAGAUAAAAGUCAAUGGAUCAGUAGAAUUAAAGAACUAAGAUCCUGGUAUAGCAAUAUUAAAGAAAUACAUAUCACUAAUCCAAGGAAAGUUGUUGGCCAACAGGAUCUGAUGAUAAACAAUCCCCUCUCACAAGAUGAAGGAAGUCUUUGGAAUAAGUUCUUUCAAGAUAAAGAGCUGCGGUCCAUGAUUGAGCAAGAUGUCAGAAGAACGUUUCCUGAAAUGCAGUUUUUCCAACAAGAAAAUGUGAGAAAAAUUCUUACAGAUGUUCUGUUCUGCUAUGCUAGAGAAAACGAGCAGUUGCUUUAUAAACAGGGCAUGCAUGAGCUGCUAGCGCCCAUCAUCUUCACCCUUCACUGUGACCACCAAGCUUUUCUACACGCCAGUGAGUCUGCACAGCCCAGUGAGGAAAUGAAAACUCUCUUGAACCCUGAGUAUCUGGAGCAUGAUGCCUAUGCAAUGUUCUCACAGCUUAUGGAAACUGCUGAACCUUGGUUUUCCACUUUUGAGCAUGAUGGUCAAAAGGGAAAAGAAACUCUGAUGCCCCCCAUUCCCUUUGCUCGACCACAGGAUUUAGGACCAACAGUUGCCAUUGUUACAAAAGUCAACCAGAUCCAGGAUCAUCUACUGAAGAAGCAUGAUACUGAGCUCUACAUGCACUUGAACAGACUAGAAAUUCCACCACAAAUAUAUGGGUUACGGUGGGUGCGGCUGCUGUUCGGCAGAGAGUUCCCUCUACAGGACCUGCUGGUGGUCUGGGAUGCCCUGUUUGCGGACGGCCUCCACCUGAGUCUAGUUGACUAUGUCUUCACGGCCAUGCUGCUCUACAUCCGAGACGCUCUCCAGAUUUUAUUCUCCUCCCAGUCCACCCCCACUGACACAUCUCUCCUCCCCACUGUCUCCACAAGUGUGUCCCCACCCCACCCACCCGACCAGACCUCUAAACUUUCUGGGGCCGCCAGUCUCUUGAAGAUUAGAUGCAUCGUCUCUGACUGAGCCCAGAUCCAGGAGUCCUCGGCUGUGUAUGUGUUAGAGGCCUCAUCUCAGCUGCUGUGUGCUGCCUCGUUAGUGACCCAGUGUCUGAGAGAUCUCAGGGGUCCAGGUUAAUUGAGUCUACUGAUCUUCCUACAGGGUCGUCCUCCUCCUCAGCUUCCUCCAGCUUUUCCCUAAUCCAACCAGAGGGGUCAGCAGCUUCUGUUCGUUGGUUGGGUACAAAUAUCUGCAUCUGACUCCUUCAGCCGCUUAUUGGAUCUUUUGAAGGACAGUCAUGAUAGGUCCCUUUUUUGUGAAUGCCCCAUAGCCUCAGUAAUGGUUUCAGAUCUUGGGGCCUCCCCUUGAGCUGAAUCCCACUUUGGGCCUGUCACUGGACCUUCUUUUCCUCAGAAUCUUCUCCAUUUCUAUCCCUGCAUUUCCUUCAAACAGGAAGAAUCAUAGGUCAGAGCUUUGACUGUGGGAUAGCAACCCCAUGCCCUCACUUCAUGCCCUCUUUCUGCUGGAGGUGCGUUCAAUAAGUUCCCUCUUCCUACUGUAGGGCAUUUUAUCUAGGGUCCCCUUCUUUGAGUCCUGAGAGUCUCUCAUUUCCCAGGACUCUGGUACAUUCUAGAAGGUCCUCCAAACCUCCUUCCUCCUGAGGUCACCCAUUUCCAUUCUUUCUGCUGGCCCUCAGGGCUUCAGUCCUUUUCCCCAACCCAAUACCAAAUCAUAUUCCUGUCUCCCUCCUUCCCCAUCCCCUUUCCCUCCCCUGUCCCUUCCUCCCUCCCUCCCCGUUGUGGGCUUCUUUAGAGACAAAUUGAAUGUUCCUUCCAUUGGAGCCAGAACUACUGAUACAAGACUAUGGGGGUUAUCAGAAGGGACAUCUGGUCAGUAACACAGUAUGCUUGGGUAGAUGUGAUACACACCCAACACUUGUCUCCCUUUUAAAGGUGUACGCAUUCUAUAGUGGCAAAAAAGAAGAAUGAAAACCUUCUCUUAGGGAAAGAAAAACCGUUUUGGACAACUAUUGAAAUCCAUUCUGAUAUUCUGAAAUUCUAAACAAUUAAAGGUUUACUCUUCUCAUAAUUUUGUCACAUAACCCGUAUAUUUUAAUGCAAUGAUCAUGUCUCUUAUUCUAACAUCUAUUCUUAAUUUCAUAGAACAAGGCAAGUUUUUGACAGCUGAAGCCCUUACACAUUUUUAAUAUUUCUAUUGAUGACUCUGUAAAACAUGGCACAUGUGGAAAAGUACCAAAGUGAUGCUGUCAUUUAUUCACGUCAGUAUCAAAUAUAACAGCAACCAGCACCUCCCGAAGCUAGAGUGAGUGCGUAUUCAGUAUUUAAGGUUACCCUUAUCCUGGAGAUGCUUGCCUGUGGCUGAACUUGAGAGGCAGUAAAAAAGAAAGGGAGAAAAAACAGACAACACAAACAUAAACUUUAAGUCAGAAGGUACUCGCUGGCUAUAUAUGUUCCUUCAGAUUGCAUGACAUGACUAGAGUACGCACAAGGAAAUACAGCUAGUGACACAACUGAGAAGAGAACAAGAGGGGUCACGACAGUCGGCUGUAAUGUGUACGUCACAGAGCUACCCAAGCACUCAAAGCGGAGGCAAUAGAGAAAUAGAGAACUCAGUUUAGUGUGGCUUAAUGAUUAAAUAUAAAAGGUAAAGGGAACAGGAAAUCUAGAACAGUCUCCUGUUUGGGAUCUUCAGAGACUAGAUAAUUGAAUAGGAAACAACUGUUAGGAAUUUAUGUGUUAUAAGCUUUGGCAAUACUGAAUUUGAGAAGAUUUACUGGAAUACAUAAAACAUUAAUGUCAUUGUUAAUAUCAAGACAAAUAGAGUUUUACAAAUAAUUAAGAGAUCUUCAUUAUUUCAACCAUAACAAUGGGGAAUAAGGCCAUCAUUAUAUAAUAGUCUGUUUGAGCUGGUUUGGUUUAUAUAUGCUAUCCCGUAGCAAUUAUUAAUACUUCCCUCUUUUUGUUUGAAAUGCUUCCCACGGCCACCUGACAUAGGUAUAGUGCAUACAAAGAGAAUGUGGGCAAAAGUGGAACUCUACUCUUACUGUUGGUGUUGAAGAGAGGUGGGAGUGACAUGUAGGCCCGUUUAAGAACAUUCAGCCAGGACACAAGAGACCCUAGUUUAAAUCUGCAAGGGUAGGGACUAGAAGAGGAGGGCUUGUAUUACAGCCUCAAAGAACUAUUCUUUUUUUUUUUUUUUUUUUUUUUUUUUUUUUUUGGUUCUUUUUUUCUGGAGCUGGGGACCGAACCCAGGGCCUUGUGCUUCCUAGGUAAGCGCUCUACCACUGAGCUAAAUCCCCAGCCCCCAAAGAACUAUUCUUUAUCUUUGGAUUCUAAGCACACCCAUCCCCAUUUUCUAAGAGACCUCCUUCCCCUCGCUAACGUGGCCAUACUGGCUAAAUCUACAAGCCUCUGCAUUCUCCUGUGUGCCCACGCUUUCUGUGCUUUGCCUGUUCCCACCCUGGUUCAGUCCCUUGCUAGUAUACAUUCUUUGUAGUCAUGUAAGUACACAUAUAUAUAAAAAUCCAAAGACGGGAUCUAUAUAUGAGAGAGGACAUAUGAAGCUUGUCUUUUUGAGUCUGUAUUAUCUAAUUUAAUAUAAUACUUUACAAUCCCAUCCAGUUCACUGAAAAUUUCAUAAUUUCAUUUUUCUUUGUGGCACAAUAAAAAUUUCUGUGUAUACGUUGCACAUUUUUAUUACCCGUUCAUCUGUUGAUGGACAUUUAAGCUGAUUCUGUUUGCUUGCUAUCGUGAUUAGAACCGUGGUAUUAUUAUGUUGUAAAUACAUUACUUUCCAACUAAAAAGAUGACCUAAUAAAGAACAUAGAGAUAGAAUAUAUUCAGCAAUUUUUCAAGAAGAGAAGAGAAGAGAAAGAUAUAGGAGCACUGAUGAGAAUGUAUCAAUUCUCCUUCAGGAAUCAGUGCUGUUUUUCUACUGAUUCAUGACUGUGUCUAUGAAGAGAAAAAUGACCUCGUGCAUUUCUUUCCUUCAGUGAAGGGAAAGAUUUUUGUCUGUCUUGGUUUCCUUUUUAAAUAUAGUAUCUAGAAGAGGGCCUAAUGCAUAAUAGGCUUCUAAACAAAUGUCUAUUGGAGAAAGUAAAUGAGGAAACGAGAGCCCUAACAGGAAGACUGUGUGGAAGAUGAGCUGUGUGACCGCAGUAAAGCUCAUCUGAGAAGGAAGCACCAGGCUGGUCUCAUAAAUAGACUAGUUUAUAGGAAAAGAAAAGAGAAAAUGAAAAAUCCCAGUGCUGUGGAAGAGGAAGAGUAGGAGUAGUCUUGAUAGCCGAAGUGCAUGUGACUGACCACCUCAAGCCUAGAAUAGCUGUGAUGGGCUGGCUCAUAGAGACAACAGUCUGUGGGAACACCCGACUGUGCCCAGGAGUCCCAGAAACAGAGGAGGAGGAAGAUGGUUGAACAGGCUUAGCCCACCUUCAAAUUAAUUAGGGUAAAGGUAAAGGUGGAGGACACUGAGUGCAUUUUAAGAGAGUAGCUUAGGAUGUAUGAACCAAGAACACAGCCUGGAAAUGACUACAAGGAAUGUAUACUAGCAAGGGACUGAACCAGGGUGGAAACAGGCAAAGCACAGAAAGCCGUGGCCACAGAGGAGAAUGCAGAGGCUUGUAGAUUUAGCCAGUAUGGCCACGUUAGCGAAGGGAAGGAACUCUCUUAGAAAAUUAAGUUGAGGAAGGUAAGAUUUUAUUUGGUUCUCCGUGGGUCCCUCAGCAAGAAUAACAAUACGAAAAGGAGAUUAGGUUGAAAGAGAGAGAGAGAGAGAGAGAGAGAGAGAGAGAGAGAGAGAGAGAGAGAGAGAGAGAGCGCGAGAGAGAGAGAGCGCGAGAGAGAGAGAGCGCGCGAGCGCGCGAGCCAGCCACACCGAAACCUCAAACAAAGAAAAUAGCAGGAAAGCAAUUUUUAACCAACCAUUUAUUCAAGUAAGAAGUAUUUCAACACAUAUUGAAUUAGUCAGGGUUCUCUGGCGUCACAGAACUAAUGGAAUAUAUCUCUAUAUUGAGGAAACUUAUUGUGAUGACUUACACUCUGCAUUCCAACUAACCCAGCAAUGGGCGCUGUAGAUCCAGGAAUCUAGUAGUCGCUCAGUCCCAUGAGUCUAGUUGUUUCGGCUGGUCUUCUGUACAAGUAGAUUCUAACCAUACAUGCUGGCCAGUAAGUGUAAGCAGGCAAAGGAGAGUGAGUCUUCCUUCCUCCAAUGUCCUUAUGGAGGUCUCCAGCAGAAGGUGUGGCCCAGAUUAAAGGUGUGCACCAUCACGCCUGGAUCUGGGACUUGCUUUGUCCCAGGGUGACCUUGAACUCAGAGAUCUACCUUGCCUUGGCCUAAGUUUUUUAUGGCCAUGGUGCCUCAAGAUCUCCAUGCCAAGAACCAGGUCAAAAGCUUGUGUCUUCCAGCCUCAAGAUCUGGAUCACAGGUGAGCCUCCAAUUCUGGAUUGUAGUUCAUUCCAGAUAUAGUCAAGUUGACAACCAGGAAUAACCAUUACACAUUUUUACCAAGUUACUACUAUUUACCAGACCGCAGUUUACAUAUGGCACUGUAAAAUGGACCUAGUGAAUGUGUAGGUGCAUACUGUAAGGAGAAAGAACUUUUAUGGAAAGGUUUGAAACAGAUGCAGGAAGAGUGGUUCCCACCUUAUAGUGAAGGGGGCAAGGGCAAUAGCAGGUGAAGAGGGCAGGCUUAGGGGAGGCAUCACUCCUCCUCACGCACGGACUGAGGAGACAGCAGGAGAGGUGGGCAUAAACCAGGCUGGGCAAGUGCAUGGGAAGCAGAAGUUAUUGGGUGAAGUAAGUUUAUCAUGCUAGAACUUAAUGACACAAACAAAGGAGCAAGUGAAGAGACAAACAUAUGUUAUGAGGAGCCAA